AUGGUAAACGAUUCCCUGGAAAUAACCACGAUUUGCGACGAUGUUGGACACAGCAAAUUUACCAUAGAAAGUGGAUCAAGUGAAAUCGAAAGGCCUGCAUGUGGCACACCUAUAUACCAGCACCGUUCGCUUCCUAGGAUCAAAAUCCUCGGAACGGGUGGUACCAUUGCGUCGAAAGGGACCGAUUCUUCUCAAACUGCCGGAUACCAUGUGGAUUUGACCAUUGAGGAACUGCUCGAUUGCAUACCAGAUAUUUCAAGCGUCUGUGAGCUCGAGUAUGAGCAGUUAUGCAACGUCGAUUCCAAAGAUCUAAACGAAGAGUUGCUCUUCAAAAUAUACAAAGGUGUCACUGACUCUUUACAAACAUUCGAUGGUAUCGUAAUCACUCACGGCACUGAUACUCUCUCGGAAACCGCAUUCUUCAUCGAAAGCAGCGUCGACACUGGCGAAUUGCCCAUUGUCUUCGUUGGCUCCAUGAGACCAUCCACCAGUGUUUCCGCAGAUGGUCCUAUGAACCUAUACCAGGCGAUAUUAAUUGCUGCUAAUCCCAAGUCAAGAGGUCGUGGCGUUCUUGUUUCCUUAAAUGACCAAAUUUCAGCCGGCUAUUACAUAACCAAGACCAACGCUAACUCGUUAGAUUCCUUCAACGUUAGACAGGGCUACUUGGGAAAUUUCGUGAACAACGAAGUUCACUAUUACUAUCCACCUGUGAAGCCUCAGGGCUGCCAUAAGUUCAAGCUCAAGCUAGCUCCGGGAGCAACAACACUCAAAUUUCCUCCAGUUUGUAUCCUCUAUGGUCACCAAGCGAUGUCACCAGAUCUAAUCGAUCUGGUUGUAGAUCACUACGACGGUAUCGUUAUCGCAACCAUGGGUGCAGGUUCCUUGCCGAACGAAGUCAACCAAAAGCUGCUGAGCUUGAACAAACCUGUCAUAUACUCGAAACGGUCCAUGGAUGGUAUGAUUCCAACAGCCAACUUGCCAAAGCCUCUGGCGGGUACAUCCAAUAUCAUCGCUUCUGGGUACUUAAACCCAGAGAAGAGCAGGAUCCUGCUCCAACUAGCUUUGGCGGAAAACUAUUGCAUGGAGGAGACCAGACGUGUUUUCCGUGGGGUUUACGGUGGCUAG
Torulaspora globosa is the source of this 1125-nucleotide messenger RNA. RefSeq names its product asparaginase ASP1 (gene ASP1). Lineage: Eukaryota; Fungi; Ascomycota; Saccharomycetes; Saccharomycetales; Saccharomycetaceae. Gene Ontology annotation, molecular function: asparaginase activity. The record is from RefSeq and is a predicted model, not a curated record. Bases 1 to 1125 code for a protein of 374 amino acids. The transcript has a single exon.